Temnothorax curvispinosus is the source of this 618-nucleotide messenger RNA. RefSeq lists its product as uncharacterized. The coding region runs from base 1 to 618 and encodes 205 amino acids. The record is from RefSeq and is a predicted model, not a curated record. The transcript is spliced from 2 exons. Lineage: Eukaryota; Metazoa; Arthropoda; Insecta; Hymenoptera; Formicidae.
AUGAACGGCUGGGGCACGUGUCAACUACAAGACACUCAAGCAGAUGCACGAGAAGAAGACAAUGGAAGAUCUACAUCGAUUGAGUACAGCGCUGAUGACAACCCGUUUUGUAAAGGCUGCGUGUAUGUGGAAAAGGGCUACAAGGAAAACAUUUUAGAUUUCAAACCCAUAAGUGAAAGAAUUUGCAUCUUGAGGUUUAAAACGAGGUUCUUUCUUCAACACAUCCAUAAUAAACUUUCACGCAGAAACAGAGGAAAAGAUGACCAAAGGAAAGAAAGUCUCUAUCAAGAUCUGGAACGAGCAUAUGACACAAUACCGUUCAACGACAUCAAAUUGGUGGUAGGUGACUUUAAUGCAAAAAUAGGAUGGGAGCCGAUAUACAGGGAUGUAGUAGGCAGACAUAGUCUUCACUCUGAAAGUAAUGACAAUGGAAUGCGUGUGGUGGACUUCGCGAUCUCUAGAGGCAUGGUGGUGAUGUCAACUCAGUUUUCUAGAAAAGACACACAAACGGACAUGGACGUCCCCGGAUGGAAGGACGCAUAUCCAAAUAGAUCAUGUCCUGAUAGAGAAAAGAGGAGCGUCGAGCGUCACGAACGUCAGAACAUACAGAGGCGCUAA